AGAAGCUGCGAGUGACGCCUCUGAGCCGUGGAGCAUUGUGGGAGGAGGUUGUCUCCAAUUUCUCCUCCCUCUCCCCCCCUCCCGGCCAAGAUGUCUGACAUGGAGGAUGAUUUCAUGUGCGAUGAUGAGGAGGACUACGACCUGGAAUACUCUGAAGAUAGUAACUCCGAGCCAAAUGUGGAUUUGGAAAAUCAGUACUAUAAUUCCAAAGCAUUAAAAGAAGAUGACCCAAAAGCAGCAUUAAGCAGUUUUCAAAAGGUUUUGGAACUUGAAGGUGAAAAAGGAGAAUGGGGAUUUAAAGCACUGAAGCAAAUGAUUAAGAUUAACUUCAAGUUGACAAACUUUCCAGAAAUGAUGAACAGAUAUAAACAACUAUUGACCUAUAUUCGGAGUGCAGUCACAAGAAAUUAUUCUGAAAAAUCCAUUAAUUCUAUUCUUGAUUAUAUCUCUACUUCUAAACAGAAUUCUGAUUUUUUAUGUCAGAUGGAUUUACUGCAGGAAUUCUAUGAAACAACACUGGAAGCUUUGAAAGAUGCUAAGAAUGAUAGACUGUGGUUUAAGACAAACACAAAGCUUGGGAAAUUAUAUUUAGAACGAGAAGAAUAUGGAAAGCUUCAAAAAAUUUUACGCCAGUUACAUCAGUCCUGCCAGACUGAUGAUGGAGAAGAUGACCUGAAAAAAGGUACACAGUUAUUAGAAAUAUACGCUUUGGAAAUUCAAAUGUACACGGCACAGAAGAAUAACAAAAAACUGAAAGCACUCUAUGAACAGUCACUUCACAUCAAGUCUGCCAUCCCUCAUCCACUGAUCAUGGGAGUCAUCAGAGAAUGUGGUGGUAAAAUGCACUUGAGAGAAGGUGAAUUUGAAAAGGCACACACUGAUUUUUUUGAAGCCUUUAAGAAUUAUGAUGAAUCGGGAAGUCCAAGACGAACCACUUGCUUAAAAUAUUUGGUGUUAGCAAAUAUGCUAAUGAAGUCAGGAAUAAAUCCAUUUGACUCACAGGAGGCCAAACCGUACAAAAAUGAUCCAGAAAUUCUAGCAAUGACAAAUUUAGUAAGUGCCUAUCAGAAUAAUGACAUCACUGAAUUUGAGAAGAUUCUGAAAACAAAUCACAGCAACAUUAUGGAUGAUCCUUUCAUUAGGGAACACAUUGAAGAGCUUUUGCGAAACAUCAGAACACAAGUGCUCAUAAAAUUAAUUAAGCCUUACACAAGAAUACAUAUUCCUUUUAUUUCUAAGGAGUUAAACAUAGAUGUAGCUGAUGUGGAGAGCUUGCUGGUGCAGUGCAUACUGGAUAACACUAUUCAUGGCCGAAUUGAUCAAGUCAACCAACUCCUUGAAUUGGAUCAUCAGAAGAGGGGCGGUGCCCGGUAUACUGCACUAGAUAAAUGGACCAACCAGCUAAAUUCUCUCAACCAGGCUGUAGUCAGUAAACUGGCUUAACAGAGAACAAGCUUUUAACAGACGUACUUAAUGCAACAGUGCAGAGAUGUAAUCCUUAAAAGAACUGGGAAUGGCAAAACUACUGUCGGUUGAUGUGUCCUGAAAAUUAUUGGAGUUAUGGCAGAAGUGCUUUUUUUGAUCAACUGGUUUGUGUUUUGCUGCUGCAUUUAUCCCAAGAAAAACAGCUUUAAUCUCCAGAAGAAAACCAAAAUGCCAUGGGAUUUAUGCUGUAUUGACAUCUUGCCCUAAACAUACAACAUCAUAGUAAUUUGUCAUGGGCAACAUGACCAGAGAGAAGAUUUUUGUCAUGAUUUUAAAUACACUGACAUGUUACUGUUGGUUAAAUUUAAACAUGUUUUACCUGCAGAAAUUCUCUCACAAAUAACCUGCAAUAACUUGAAAUGCAUACCCUUUUGAACACUUCCUUUUCUCAUGUAUAAAUUAAAAUGUUUGCUGCAUUUUGCAAAAUGUCAAUUCUCCAAAAAUGUGUCCGUAUAUUUCUGUACCUGCAGUGUAGUAAAGGUUUAGAUGAAACCCCAUAAUUAUGGUGGCAUACUGUCACUUAGGUUUCAAGCAGCAAAAUAAACAGUGCAGCUCAGAAAUUGUAGUUUGGUUCUUGACGUGUUUUUAUUACAUUUGGGGUUUUUGUUUUGCUUUUUAGUACCUUAGAAAUUUCAAAUUAUUUAAUCUUCAGUUAAUGAUUUUUAAAAGCCUGGGAGCAAGUAAGUCGGUUAUUUGCUUUCAAGCUUUUUAAAGUAGUCUUUAUUGAUAAAGUAAGAACUAGUUUCUAACAAAACACUUGCAUAGUACUUACUUUGACAGUGAUGCUUUAAAGAAAUAAAAUUCUUUUUUUUUUCUAAGAAUGAUAUUCCUUUUUAAAAAUUCUAACUCUCAGAAUGUUCACUUUAAACAAAUAUGCCAGAACAUAGACAGCUAAAUGAAUGUUACCCUGUAUAGUGAUCAUGCUGGAAAAUUAUUUCCUAAUUCCAGCAGCCUACCAUUGCCCAAAACCUCAUGGGUUUUGCUCUUUUAGAAUUGUAUUCAGAGCUAAUUUAAGUCAUACACACUGUUAACUUUGUGAUGCACAGUGUUUAAGAAAACAAAAAGUAUUAAGCUUGAUUUUUUUUUUUUUUUUUUUUUUUUUUUUUUUUUUUUAUAGUUACCAUCAUUUGGCACCAAAUGACUUUGGACAGUUUCCAAAAAUUAAUCUGUCUUUGAGGAAAUAGUAGAAAGUAUGUAACUGGCUUUGAAGGCGAUCCCAAAAGAGUUUUAAAGGUAUUUUGAGCAGUGGUAGCAUAGUUAGGAUAAUGAACUGUGGCCUUCCAAGGUGACCACCUUAAAGGAGACGCAGCUCAUUUGAAUGUAUUGAGUUUUGGAUGUAUUUGUUUCAUUUAAAAAAAAAAAAAUCACAUUAUUUUAUAGUGUCAAAAGGAAGAACUAAGAUUAAGAUAAUUUCUUUGGUUUUUCUAUUGCUUGUUAUUAUGUAAAAAGAAGUGAGUGGCAGUUCAGAAGGAAGACUGUUGUAACUGAGGAAUGACAACCAAGAAUUUUUGAUCAUUAAAUCAGAUUUUAUAAACAGUGGAAAGAGCAUGGACUUAAAACAAGGCAUGCUUAUUCGGUUUUGUCAAAAUUUUACAAAAAUAUGUGAUAUAUAUUUAUACUAAAACUAUAUAAUCCUUAGAUAUAGGAAAGCAAUCAGUUAAUGUCUUUAGCAGAUAAAAGCAGUAUUAAAUACAGGUGCAACUUGGAAAUUGUAGAAAAUUGAAAGAAAACAAAAGACAAAUGUCUCUGGUAGGGAAUAAAAAAGUUUAAGAUAUUAUAAAA
Messenger RNA from Panthera uncia (snow leopard), 3267 nucleotides. RefSeq names its product COP9 signalosome subunit 2 (gene COPS2). The record is from RefSeq and is a predicted model, not a curated record. The transcript is spliced from 13 exons. Gene Ontology annotation, biological process: protein deneddylation. Bases 91 to 1443 code for a protein of 450 amino acids. Lineage: Eukaryota; Metazoa; Chordata; Mammalia; Carnivora; Felidae. Gene Ontology annotation, cellular component: COP9 signalosome. Gene Ontology annotation, molecular function: protein binding.